Messenger RNA from Carassius gibelio (silver crucian carp), 3966 nucleotides. Its product is annotated as myocardin-related transcription factor A. The record is from RefSeq and is a predicted model, not a curated record. Gene Ontology annotation, biological process: smooth muscle cell differentiation. The coding region runs from base 1 to 3222 and encodes 1073 amino acids. NCBI's taxonomy places the organism in Eukaryota, Metazoa, Chordata, Actinopteri, Cypriniformes, Cyprinidae. The transcript is spliced from 17 exons.
AUGGCGACUAUUUGGGAGGAUUCAGGUCCAGGUGCCCCGACUGAUGCCACAGGCUCCGCCUCCAGUCCACAGAGUGAUGCUGUAACCAAUGAGCUGCAAGAACUGUCUCUUCAGCCCGCCCCCAACUUACUUCCUAUUCAUGAGAGGAAAAAUGUGCUCCAACUAAAACUUCAGCAGAGACGGACUCGAGAAGAGCUGGUUAACCAGGGGAUCAUGCCACCGCUGAAAAGUUCUGCAUCCUUUCACGAGCAGAGACGAAGUUUAGAACGAGCUCGGACCGAGGACUACCUGAAGAGAAAGAUCCGCAGUCGUCCAGAGAGGUCAGAGCUGGUCAGGAUGCACAUUCUUGAAGAGACGUCAGCAGAGCCGUCUCUUCAGGCCAAGCAGCUUCUGCUGAAACGAGCUCGACUAGCCGACGAUCUGAACGAUAAAAUCUCCCAGCGGCCCGGUCCGAUGGAGCUCAUUCACAAAAACAUCCUGCCAGUGGACAGCAGCCUCAAACAAGCCAUCAGAGAGACUGAGUUUCCAAAAGUAGAAGUGGAGAACUCUUCAUUCGACGAGGAAAGCAGUGACGCAUUCUCACCAGAGCUGACCCUCCAUCAGGACUCUCCCCUCGGCCAAGGACACUUACCUUCCCCCCCUGAGAUACCGGCCAGUGAAAACACACCCAAACAGGUCCCACCUCCUCCUCCUCCUCCUCCACAGCUGCCAAACACCGCUGGUCCUGCCCCUCAGCAGAAACUAGCCAAUGGGACAACAGGCCACAAGCAAGCUCCUGCACUACAAAAGGGUGGUAAAGUGGGUAGUGAGCGCCCUGUUCAGCGCUCUAAGAAGGUGAGAGAGAACAAACCCAAAGUGAAGAAGCUGAAGUAUCACCAGUAUAUUCCUCCGGACCAGAAAGCCGAGCGUGAGCCUCCACCUCUGCUCGACUCCUCGUAUGCCAAACUCCUCUAUCAACAGCAGCUCUUCCUCCAGCUGCAGAUCAUCAACCAACAGCAGCAAAACUACAACUACCACACCAUCCUGCCUGCGCCACCCAAGUCAUCUUCUGAUCAGCAGCCUCUUUCAACCAAUGGCUCAUCGCCAUCCAAAAAUGACAUGCCUCCUCAAUCAACAUCCACCAAUCUGUCUGGCCAGAAUCAGCACAUCACUGCAUUUAAAACAGGACCUCUGCCUCCCAACCUGGAUGAGCUAAAGGUGGCAGAGCUGAAGCAGGAGUUAAAACUGCGGGGCUUAACUGUCUCAGGCACCAAAAAUGAUCUUAUUGAGCGGCUGAAGAAUUUUCAGGAGCAGAACGGUGCUUCUUCUAAAACCAGCACACCAUCACCCCCUGUAGUGGGAGGAGUCUCUUCCUCCACCCAAUCAACAGGCAGGAGCAGGGUGGUUGCUUCCGUCCCAUUGGUCACGACUGCAGAAAGGGGUGAAGCUCAGAUGACAGCGCCUCAGAUAAAGCAGUUUGGCAGCACCAGCUCCUCCCCUCCGGUUUCCCCCGCCCACUCAGAGCGCUCUUCGACUGGAAUGAGCCCAGAUGAAAUAAGCAGUAAUGGGGAUGCUUUUGGGGAAAUGGUGACAUCUCCCCUUACCCAGCUCUCCUUGCAAACUUCUCCUCCUCUCCCCUCCACGAUCUGCAUUAAAGAGGAGCCCGGCAGCUGGACGUCUCCGUCCUCCUGCUGUCUGGGGUCCCAGUCUGCAGCGCCCGCGAUAGACAAGGACCAGAUGCUGCAGGAGAAGGACCGGCGCAUCCAGGAGCUCACACGCAUGCUGUUGCAGAAGCAGCAGCUGGUCGAAUCUCUGCGCUCGCAGCUGGAGGGCAAACAGGUGGGUCUGCCGCUCCUUCCUGGUGUCACUAUGGAGGCGGUCAGGGUGACCGUAAAGGAAGAGGUCAGAGAGGUGAUUGAAGACAGCGAGAUGGUGACAGGGCCGCCGGUAUUCCCACAGGCGGGGCAGAUGCAGACGCAGAGGAUGGCGGCUGCGCUGGAGGUGGAGCAGGACCGGCAGCAGCAGCUCAUAAUGCAACAGAAUCAGCGCAACCUGCAGCGCCAAGCACAUCAGAGGAAGAGGAAAUCACAGAAACAACAGCUCAACCAACAAAAACAACAGUUGGCUCAAGCACUUACCAACCAGCAGUCAAGUCCUGUUCCUUCAUUCCCAGUGGACGUACUGAAAUCAACCUCCACCCCCACCAUAGUGACCGACAGAAAUGGCAACCAGUUCCUGCUAACACUGUCCAAUCAAAACGCAGAGGCGCCUGCCAGAGGACGCCGCGCCCAGAGCAAAAGGCUGCAGUCUACACCCAUCAUGUUAGCCAACAAGUCAGUGACUGAAGUGCUUAACAAUAACAACCAAUCUGAACAGCCCAUACAAACCGUCAUUCUGAAACAGCCAAUCAAAAAGGCAUUAAAGCCAGACCUAAAUAUGACGACCAAUUACAAAUCAUCCAGCUGCACAUCCAUCUCAUCACCAGCCAAUAUCCAACCAUUCUUCUCUCAAGUGGAAUCCAUGAACGACACCGAGGCCUUCCCCUCAUUUCCCAACAACAACAACAACAACGAGGAGAUGUGUUUGAAUUUGGACCAGCAUGUUUUGCUCUCUCCUCCCCGCUUGUGUUCGCCCAUAGCUCUUUGUCAUCAGGAGAAUGGCUGUCACCAGCACGUUGAUGACCUUUUUGACAUCCUAAUUCAACGUGGAGAAAUCUCAGAGAAUUUCAAAGCCAGCCCUGAUCCUGUUCUCGAAAGGCUUCGGCCGAACACGCCUCUUUCCUCAAGCUCCUCCCCUCUCAGUCUUUCCCGUCCUCCUGAUAUGCCCUUCAAAACUUUCAUUUUACAACCUCAGCUUCCUUCAAUUAAGGCGCACAUCAACUGUGACACAGGAGGGGGGCGUCUUGAAGAUUUCCUGGAAAGCACUACUGGCAAACCUUUGCUGGGAGUGGAGCCAGGAGGACCGACGACGCUUAUUGUUGACCUCCACAACCAAAUGCUCAGCACACCGAGUAUCCUAGACCACCCACGUUCACCAAUGGAUACGUGUGACAUAAGUUUUUCCAGUCACUCGCCUUCAGAUCUGAUAGACUCCGCCCCCGAUCCAAUGGAAUGGAUGGAGCUCGGAAUGGGCGGGGCUGGAGGGGAGGGGCCUGGGAUGGUACAUAUGAAUGGACACGAGUCCUCUAGCUUAUUUUCCACAGACUUUCUGGACACUUCUGAUCUGAAUUGGUCCAGCUUAUAGUUCAUGGGAUAUUGCAGACUGCUAUAUUUUUGGAAAGGCCCUUUUAUGGAUUAGCUUCCUUUACAUAGUAUGGUUUAUAUUUGUUUCUACAAGUGAAAAAAGUAUGGAUAUUCAAAAUACUAAUUUAACUUGGAUUAUGUUAGACUUUAUCCCUCAUCUUUGCUUGCACAAAUGCUCACGCCACUGAUUGCACGCAUAUGUCACAGAGCUGCCUACAUAUCAUUUUUAUCUGGAAGGUGUCAUUUGUUGUGCUUUUGUUUAUCUGAAACACAUAAUUUCACAUUUGGAUUAUUUGAACAAGAUGUCUUUGUGUAUUUUAUAAUUUAAAAUAUGUGAAUUGCUCUUGUAUUAAUGACACUUAAAACAAGAUGCUUUCUAUUUCUCUGUGAUGUAUGUGUGCUUGUGGAAACAUGCAUGCAAACAAGCGACAGACCUUGUUUUUGCAUCAGUUUGAGCAAAUUCAUUCACUAAGUGCAGCUUUUGAAUUUAAUUCACCUUUAAAUUUAAUUUUGCGGCAUUAAACGAAAAACAAACAAACAAAGAAAUCGGACUUUAUCAAAGAUAGCUAGUAAACCUAUGCACACUCGUUAUUAAAAACUCAAUAGCUUUAAAAGAUACACCGGGAUUUUACUAUUUAUAGUACUGAACUUAUGUUGCUAAUAUUUUUAUAUUAUAAGCAGGUUAUAAACCGGUUUUUAGCAUUGACAUUCAUGUUACCAUAAGGGUAUUUUUAAUAAUAAUAAU